This is a messenger RNA of Apus apus (common swift), 1972 nucleotides long. It is a transcript of the gene TUBB6, whose product is annotated as tubulin beta 6 class V. Gene Ontology annotation, molecular function: GTP binding; GTPase activity; structural constituent of cytoskeleton. Gene Ontology annotation, biological process: microtubule cytoskeleton organization; mitotic cell cycle. Lineage: Eukaryota; Metazoa; Chordata; Aves; Apodiformes; Apodidae. The transcript has 4 exons. Bases 52 to 1392 code for a protein of 446 amino acids. The record is from RefSeq and is a predicted model, not a curated record. Gene Ontology annotation, cellular component: cytoplasm; microtubule.
CAGAGCCGGGACGGGCGGCGGGAGAGCGGGACGGGAGCGAGAGGCAGCGCCAUGAGGGAGAUCGUGCACAUCCAGGCGGGCCAGUGCGGGAACCAGAUCGGGACCAAGUUUUGGGAAGUGAUAAGUGAUGAGCAUGGCAUUGACCCAGCCGGAGGCUAUGUCGGUGACUCAGCGCUGCAGCUGGAAAGGAUCAAUGUCUACUAUAAUGAAUCAUCGUCCCAGAAGUUUGUCCCAAGAGCAGUCUUGGUGGACUUGGAGCCAGGAACCAUGGAUAGUGUGCGAUCUGGUCCUUUUGGUCAGCUCUUCCGGCCUGAUAAUUUCAUUUUUGGACAAACUGGUGCAGGAAACAACUGGGCUAAAGGACACUAUACAGAAGGGGCGGAGUUGGUUGAUUCCGUACUUGAUGUAGUAAGAAAAGAGUGUGAACACUGCGAUUGCCUGCAAGGAUUUCAACUCACUCAUUCCCUGGGAGGAGGGACAGGGUCUGGUAUGGGAACCUUACUCAUCAGCAAGAUCCGAGAGGAGUAUCCUGACAGGAUAAUGAAUACCUUUAGUGUCAUGCCCUCUCCAAAAGUUUCUGAUACAGUGGUGGAGCCUUACAACGCUACACUCUCAGUCCACCAACUGGUUGAAAAUACAGAUGAAACCUACUGCAUUGACAAUGAAGCUUUGUAUGACAUUUGCUUCCGCACCCUGAAGCUCACCACUCCAACAUACGGUGACUUAAACCACUUGGUUUCUGCUACCAUGAGUGGGGUAACUACAUCCCUGCGUUUUCCGGGCCAACUCAAUGCUGACCUUCGGAAGCUGGCAGUAAAUAUGGUUCCUUUCCCACGCCUUCACUUCUUCAUGCCAGGCUUUGCUCCUUUGACAGCCCGAGGCAGCCAACAGUACCGAGCACUCACUGUUCCAGAGCUCACCCAGCAGAUGUUUGAUGCCAAAAAUAUGAUGGCAGCCUGUGACCCAAGGCAUGGGCGAUAUUUGACAGUGGCUACCGUCUUCCGUGGUCCCAUGUCCAUGAAGGAGGUUGAUGAGCAGAUGUUGGCCAUCCAGAACAAGAACAGCAGUUACUUUGUGGAGUGGAUCCCAAACAAUGUCAAGGUGGCAGUGUGUGACAUACCUCCUCGUGGCCUCAAGAUGGCUUCCACAUUCAUUGGCAACAGUACUGCUAUUCAAGAGCUCUUCAAAAGAAUCUCAGAGCAGUUUUCAGCCAUGUUCAGGAGAAAAGCCUUCCUCCACUGGUUCACAGGAGAAGGAAUGGAUGAAAUGGAAUUUACAGAAGCAGAAAGCAACAUGAAUGAUCUGGUUUCAGAGUAUCAGCAAUACCAAGAAGCAACAGCAAAUGACGGAGAGGAAGCAUUUGAAGAUGAUGAAGAAGAAAUCAAUGAAUAAAUAAAUUAGGUGUGCUAUUUUCCAAGGCAAAUUCUCAAACCUGGAUUUCUAAUAAUUAGGUUUACAAAUCAGUAUUUAGGCUUAAAAAAAAAAAAAAGGAAAAAAAAAAAGGAGCAUGACUUUCAGAUGUUAGAAGUGCUCUUCAGAGUCCUUUGAGAUCACUGAGAACUGAGGACAUUUAACACUUUUGGAAAUCAGGCCAUUUCUAUUAAUGAGACAAACACAAGACAUUCAUGUAAGACUUCAGCCUAAGAGUCUGAACGUGGAUUACUAGUUUGGAAUUCUAUUUUUUUUUCCAAACAAUGUUUGUCAUCCCUAAAAUUGUACAAGAGAAGACAUAAAAUAGGCAUGAAAAUCUCUGAAAUAGCACUGCCCUAUUUUGGUCCCAUUAUGAGUAAGAAAAUCAUGUGGGUUUGAAGUGUUCAUUCUGUGCUGAAUGUACAAUACUGAACUGCGAGGAACAAAAGUUAUUCAUAAUAAAAAGAAGAAAAAGCUCUUCUGUACAGUAACUAUUAACAGUGAUAUUUGACUCCAGUCCUCUAAAAACAAAUAAAAAAGAUCAGUAUUCUCUCAAACAAAA